This is a messenger RNA of Puma concolor (puma), 1116 nucleotides long. The record is from RefSeq and is a predicted model, not a curated record. NCBI's taxonomy places the organism in Eukaryota, Metazoa, Chordata, Mammalia, Carnivora, Felidae.
AUGUGGAGACCCCAGAGCCGUCUGAAGUCAGCAGAAAGCCAGCCCCCCACCCCCAGACCGCCCGCACCCCUCCUCUCCCGUCCUCAGGACGGUAAUUAUAAAGCGAAAAGCAGCGGCGAGGUCACCCGUUUUUACCAGCCUGCUGCACCGAAUGCGCGCGGUGCAGCUGGGAAUUGCUGGCUCCGCCAAGCGAAGAACGGCCGCUGCCAGGUCCUGUACAAGACCGAACUGAGCAAGGAGGAGUGCUGCAGCACCGGCCGCCUGAGCACCUCGUGGACCGAGGAGGAUGUAAAUGACAACACGCUCUUCAAGUGGAUGAUUUUCAACGGGGGCGCCCCCAACUGCAUCCCCUGUAAAGAAACAUGUGAGAAUGUGGACUGUGGACCCGGGAAAAAGUGCCGAAUGAACAAGAAGAACAAACCCCGCUGCGUCUGCGCCCCAGACUGUUCCAACAUCACCUGGAAAGGGCCAGUCUGCGGGCUGGAUGGGAAAACCUACCGCAACGAAUGUGCACUCCUCAAGGCCAGAUGUAAAGAGCAGCCGGAACUGGAAGUCCAGUACCAGGGCAAAUGUAAAAAGACAUGUCGGGAUGUUUUCUGUCCAGGCAGCUCCACGUGCGUGGUGGACCAGACUAACAAUGCUUACUGUGUGACGUGUAACCGGAUUUGCCCAGAGCCCACCUCCUCUGAACAGUAUCUCUGUGGGAAUGAUGGUGUGACCUACUCCAGUGCCUGUCACCUGAGGAAGGCUACCUGCCUACUGGGCAGAUCGAUUGGAUUAGCCUAUGAGGGAAAGUGUAUCAAAGCAAAGUCCUGUGAAGAUAUCCAGUGCACUGGUGGAAAAAAGUGUUUAUGGGAUUUCAAGGUUGGCAGAGGCCGGUGUUCCCUCUGCGAUGAGCUGUGCCCCGAGAGUAAGUCCGAGGAGCCUGUCUGUGCCAGUGACAAUGCCACUUACGCCAGUGAGUGUGCCAUGAAGGAGGCUGCCUGUUCCUCAGGUGUGCUGCUGGAAGUCAAGCACUCCGGAUCUUGCAACUCCAUUUCGGAAGACACCGAGGAGGAAGAGGAAGAUGAAGACCAGGACUACAGCUUUCCUAUAUCUUCCAUUCUAGAGUGGUAA